Molecule: messenger RNA, 816 nt
Organism: Coniosporium apollinis CBS 100218
Lineage: Eukaryota; Fungi; Ascomycota; Dothideomycetes
Exons: 5
Coding region: 1-816 (271 amino acids)
Molecular function (GO): oxidoreductase activity, acting on the CH-OH group of donors, NAD or NADP as acceptor
Source: RefSeq, a predicted model, not a curated record
AUGCCAGGACGCCUCCAGGACAAGGUCGCCAUAGUCACCGGCUCAUCCAGCGGCCUCGGCCGUGCGAUCGCCCUUGCUUAUUCGGCUGAGGGCGCGCAUGUUGUCUGCGCGGACCUCGUUCCCAAUGCCCGGAUGGACGUCGUUAUAGACCAGGAGCAGGGCAAGCCUACACACGAAGAGAUUGGCAAGAGCGGCGGGAAGUCGAUCUUCGUCAAGACAGACGUCGGCGAUGUGGAGAGCGUGGAGAGCGUGGUACAGGCGGCUGUGCAGGAGUAUGGAAGGCUUGACAUAAUGGUGAACAACGCUGGGAUCGCCAUCAUGAAGGACGGCCUGAAGCUCACCCACGAGGAGUCGGACGACACGUGGAAUAGGACGAUGCUGAUCAACUCUACCGGCGUCUUCUAUGGGUGUCGGGCCGCAAUCAAGCAGAUGAUGAAGCAGGACCUGCAUCCGAGUGGUGAUCGAGGUUGGAUCGUGAACACAGCGAGCAUGCUUGGGUUGGUUGGGUUCGCGGGAGCCACCGCUUAUGCAGCCUCAAAGGGUUCCGUUGUACUGAUGACCAAGUCCAUCGCGCUCGAGUACGCGCCGCACAAGAUCCACUGCAACUGCCUCUGUCCAGGAUUCGUGAACAGCGCCAUGAUCAAGCUGCUCACGGACGAUAAAGCCACGCAAGAUCAUCUUACUGCACAUCACCCAUGGGGCCGCCUCGGCGAGCCUCGAGAUGUCGCUCGUGCCGCAGUCUUCUUGGCAAGUGAGGAUGCAGCGUGGGUGACUGGUGUCCCGCUGCCCGUCGAUGGCGGAUAUACUGCGCAGUAA